UCUCACCUCACUCAUGGCAGACGAUCUCUUUCUCUCGCCCUAUUUGCAAUUCUCAUCUUAGAUGAUCUCUCUCUCUCUUCACUUAGAGCCACAAACAACAGAUGUACUUUAAACAAGUUGAAUUUUGAGGACGACAAAGGAGGAAAUUGUCAGUCAUCUAAGAAGACUCCAUAAGGAACCAAAUCAAGAACAUAAUCUCUCAGUUGCAACUCGCAACCUCUUUCAAUUCUCUCACAACAAUCUCUCCAAAGCUCUCUCACUUCUCAAAUCCCUUCGUCUCCUAGCUAUGUUCUUUGGAUUUCUUUCUUUUAAAUUUAUUUUCUUUCGAAUUAAGCUAAAAACCCAGCAAACAUGAAGAAACGAAGAGAAACUACGAAUCAGAGUGUCAAAUUCGAGGGCUCCUGGAAGAAAUUCAAUGCAUUACUUGAUGUUGUAGAGCUCCGCCUCCAUGAAUUCUUGUCUGAAAAAAAUCCAUUUGGGCUUGAAACUAAGAAGCUACCUAGGUUAACAAUUGUCAAUGAUCAAACACCAAGAAAGAAACGCUUCGCCUUGCGCGCAGAACCCAAGAAGAAGAUCAUCGAUGCAGAGGUUUCGCAGAAGACCCAAUUUGUCUUAUCGGGAUCUAAUGUUGAUUGGGCUGUUGUGGUGAAGGUGGAGAUCAAGGAGAAGAAGAAGCCACAGAAACAAGAAAUACAAGAGAAUUCAUCAUCAUCGGGAACCCUUCCACGAUUUUCCUUGCUUCUAAUUUGAUGUGGAA
Molecule: messenger RNA, 757 nt
Organism: Macadamia integrifolia
Lineage: Eukaryota; Viridiplantae; Streptophyta; Magnoliopsida; Proteales; Proteaceae
Exons: 2
Coding region: 352-750 (132 amino acids)
Source: RefSeq, a predicted model, not a curated record